UGUUGUUUUGACAGCAGUUGUGAAAUGUUUUUGUAUCGUCCAGCUGUCUGAACACCCACAUAUAAAACGGACUGUGAAGCAUAUAUUCCUUUAAAAGCGGAUUUCAAGUGCCUAAAAGAAAGUUUUACUUUCUUCUUUAUUUCACAUCGGAUUACAUAACUAAGUGUACACUUGAGAGCAAAUGUUGCGCUCUUUCAGAGGUCACACCUGGGAGAGUUGGGAAUGGGAUCCGGACAGUAAAUCUCCUGAUGCUCAUCUCUCUCUGUGCCGACAAGCUGUCUAUUUUCACAUCAGCCCUCUGCUGGACAGUCAAGGAACUGCUGGGGUCAGAGGCACCAAAGGUGAGACCAGAUUCACUCAUGGUGAGCAUUACUGGGAGAUUGAGUUCCUUGAGCCUCCAUAUGGAAGCUCUGUGAUGGUGGGGGUCGGUACCCAACAUGCACUUCUGCACACAGGGGAUCAAAAGUUUGUUAACCUCAUAGGCAUGGACGGUGAGAGUUGGGGUCUGUCAUACAAAGGCUUCAUCUGGCAUAAUGGGAGGAGUCGAAAAUACACAGAGCCUUUUUAUGAAAGAAAUACAGUCAUUGGGGUUUUGCUGGACUUGAGCGCCGGAACGCUGACGUUCUUCCGGAAUGGAGUGAACCUUGGGGUGGCCUUCACUGGCCUGGAGCAGGUCAGCAAGGCUCUGUAUCCUCUGGUGAGCUCUACGGCCCCGGAAACUGAGCUUCAGCUGGGUGUGAGGAGCCAGAGGAUCGCCUCCCUACAGGAACAGUGUAUACACAUCAUCACACAGUCCCUCUCGCAUUAUAGACACGCACACGAAUUACCAUUACCCACAUCUCUGCUCGGUCAAAUACACACACAUGCCAAUUUAUAAACGGGGCACCACCUGUUUCUCCAACUUCAAAUAACACAAUUCUGUCCGGUGCAACAGAUACAUUUUAUAUGAAGCCUACCUCAAAAAUGUAUAUUUUAUCACUUAAAUUGUACAAAAACCACGUGACCUUUUACUAUGUAAUCAUGUUGCCAUUUGUAUUCUUAAUUAAUUUGCUAUUUCUGGAUGAUGUUGUUGACAAUGAUUGUGUUCCAAAAUAAGAUAUAAUUACAUGUAUUUAUAAUUAGUUUUUUAUACUCACAGGGUAGUUAUUUUGGAGACAAAUAUGUAAAAGCCAAUGAAAUAUAUCUUCCUGCUUUUAAUAAGAAAACUGUGGUAAAAGUGUUUUCAUUUGCUCUCCACAACCAGGGGAUGUUCUAAAGCUUAUAAAACAAACCCACAGAGGGAAACCUUUUACACCAUCUCUAACAAUUUAUUACUCUGAAGAUAUCACAACAUGAUAUACAAAAGUAAAGAUUGCAAAAGCACAGAACACACUUUAACAGCCAAAAUGGAAGAAAAGAGCCUUCACAAAAGAAGUAAUGCAAAGAAAUACACUACAGUACAGGUAAACAGGUAGAUGUUUGGAUACAGGUACAACAAAAUGGCACAAAGUUCACAGAUCUGUCCAGAGAAAGGGAAUUUAACAGCUAAUAUCAUCGCCAGUUCACUCCAUUAAGGCACACAGACACUUGGGUUUGAGGGCGCUUGUCUAAAACUAGUUAAGCCACUGGUCCACAUGUCAAUGCUCGGAUGGAUUGACAUGAACAGGACGUUAACAUAACACAGUAAACAGGUACAAUUCGAUAUCAAGGCAUAUGACACUUAACUCAUUAGUGCUUUAUAAUUAGUGCCCAAGUACCUGCUUUAUGGUUCUUUUGGAAUUCAGACCCAUUAAACCAAACUCAAUUCCAUACGAUUCAAAUCCAUUAAUCAUAAAAUUAAAGCGAACACGUACAGAGCCCUGUGAUACAGUUAAAUGUUGCUGUACUUGGAUUGUAUGCACUCCAGUAAUAACUCAUUGCACUAUGAUAUGUUUCCUCAUAGAUAAAACCACAAUUUUACUAAGACGACAAAAUAACAUCAAAUUGUUCUUUGCUAUUUUUAUCUUCUGGCUAUUGUUUCAAAUGCGCCCAUGUGUAAUGGCACUGUCCCCGACAGGCAGUACGUCUUCUAGUAACAAAAAACAAAAUAAAUAUGUCUGGGGUAGAAUAAUACAACAGAAUUACUGAACAGACCACACACACACACAAAUUACACACAACUCCACACAUACAGAUCGAAGAAGCAUAGGUUUUGAUCAGAAAAAUAACUUUUCUUUUCUGUUUCAGCAUCAGGAAAUUUGUGCUGGCCAUAAAGCAUCUGCCCUGUUCCUGGAAUCAGUGAGAUGCCACAAAAAGACGAAAAGAUUCUA
Molecule: messenger RNA, 2288 nt
Organism: Cyprinus carpio (common carp)
Lineage: Eukaryota; Metazoa; Chordata; Actinopteri; Cypriniformes; Cyprinidae
Product: SPRY domain-containing SOCS box protein 3
Biological process (GO): proteasome-mediated ubiquitin-dependent protein catabolic process
Cellular component (GO): SCF ubiquitin ligase complex
Molecular function (GO): protein binding
Source: RefSeq, a predicted model, not a curated record